Molecule: messenger RNA, 1634 nt
Organism: Meriones unguiculatus (Mongolian gerbil)
Lineage: Eukaryota; Metazoa; Chordata; Mammalia; Rodentia; Muridae
Gene: Msra
Product: methionine sulfoxide reductase A
Exons: 6
Coding region: 514-1023 (169 amino acids)
Biological process (GO): cellular response to oxidative stress
Cellular component (GO): cytoplasm
Molecular function (GO): peptide-methionine (S)-S-oxide reductase activity
Source: RefSeq, a predicted model, not a curated record
AUGUAUGAUCAUGACCGUGAGAAAGAGAAUUAUUGUAGAAGAUGGCAAGGACAGUGUCUAAUUAGAAAGAAUCGUAAUUUUCUACAAAAUAAACUUUGCUCAUCAAUACAAACCUGCUUUCAAAUCAAAUCAGAUAUCCUCGGAGUUAUGUUUGGAACGGCAGCUUUUAGACUUAAAUGUUUUUAUUUUACUUAAUCUUCCCCACCCCAUUUCCAGAUAUUGAGUUUUCAAGGAGUCUUUCUAAGAUUUUUAUGGCAGCCUGGCCAGGGGGUCUAAGUCAAAGUUGUUUCAUCCAUGUGUCUGAGAAAAUGAUCUCUUAAAGCCACAGCUUUGAUUUCUGCAGCUUCAUGCCGUCCUAAACUACACCCCCCAGCAAUUAGUGACAAUACGGAAGACCAGAAAGGCAAGCUGACGACACCCGACUUCGCUUGAAGGGCAAACAGGAACUGUGAGCUUGCCAAACACCAUGUCAGUGGCAACAGAACGGUUGAACCUUUCCCAGAGGGAACACAGAUGGCUGUAUUUGGAAUGGGCUGCUUCUGGGGAGCUGAGCGCAAGUUCUGGCUUUUGAAAGGCGUGUAUUCAACCCAAGUGGGUUUUGCAGGAGGCUACACACGCAAUCCCACCUACAAAGAGGUCUGCUCAGAAAAAACCGGCCAUGCAGAAGUCGUCCGGGUUGUGUACCGGCCAGAGCGCAUCAGCUUUGAGGAACUGCUCAAGGUCUUCUGGGAGAAUCACGACCCGACCCAAGGCAUGCGCCAAGGCAAUGACUACGGCACCCAGUACCGAUCGGCGGUCUACCCUACCUCCGCUGCACAGAUGGAAGCAGCCCUGAGAUCCAAAGAGGAAUACCAGAAGGUUCUUUCGAAGCAUGGCUUUGGCCCCAUCACCACCGACAUCCGAGAGGGACAAAUGUUCUACUAUGCUGAAGACUACCACCAGCAAUACCUAAGCAAGAACCCAGAUGGCUACUGUGGCCUUGGGGGCACCGGGGUUUCCUGCCCAAUGGGCAUUAAAAAAUAAUUUCUCUCCAUGAAGUUGGCCCUGGAGGUUCCAGCAAAACCGUGGUUGCUGGAUGGGAGAGGGCAGCAGCACUGCUGUGAUUCACGCCGGCCACCUCCUGAAGAGCACACACCACACGGGCAUUUACACGAAUCUGGGUGUAAUUGGGGUUUGAUUUGCAGGAAGCAUUAUGACAAGCUGGUACGACGUGAUCUGUCUUCUGAUCAGUCCAGGUGGGGGGUAGCUGGCAACAUUUCAGUGGGUCCUUUGGGAUCUAAGUGGAGAUAAUGAAUGCCCUGUGUCCACCUGCCCAGGCUAGAAGAGAUGUUGAAGGUUCUGAAACAGGGAGACGGCAGGAGAACACAGGGUAUUGGGACUCCAUGGUCUGUGCUGACAUACCUCAGCCCCUCCCCUGCCCUCAGAUGCCCAAUUCAUUAAUGUCUACAGGCUCCAUGAAUCAUUUGCCGAAACGCUCUGCUCUGCUGACUCUAGGCAUGUGUGAAGGGUUUCUCUCCCUCCUCCAUUCCUCUCUGUGCAGAGGAAAGACAUGAGUGACCUUUAUGAAUUCUAACAUUCUGCUUACAGCUAUGAAAAAGAUUGUUCUAAUAAAAAUCUACGGUUCAGUAACAGCA